Messenger RNA from Folsomia candida, 1908 nucleotides. RefSeq lists its product as uncharacterized. Gene Ontology annotation, cellular component: neuronal cell body; axon; dendrite. NCBI's taxonomy places the organism in Eukaryota, Metazoa, Arthropoda, Collembola, Entomobryomorpha, Isotomidae. The transcript has 3 exons. Gene Ontology annotation, biological process: sensory perception of taste. The record is from RefSeq and is a predicted model, not a curated record. The coding region runs from base 47 to 1390 and encodes 447 amino acids.
UUGCCUCACAAUUGAAUUGUAAGCCGAAAUUGCCAAUUUCUCAGGUAUGGAUUUCGCCUCGAUUAAACCUACCUGGAUGAAACCCACCAAAAACACUAGUCACACAGAAGACUUACUCUUAAGUGUGGGGAACCUUCCCAUCCGUGGCCUCCAAAUUAUCGGGUACCUCCCCCUCUCAGUCGUACAAGUUCCCGUUAUCAUAAACAACGACGAUAACCACCCACCCAAAACGUUACCACUAAAAUCAUUGCAAUUCCGCUGGACGGGAAUACCAUUUCUCUCGCAAAUCUUCACCCUCACAUUUCUCGCAGUCUUCGUCACAUAUUUUUUCAAACAUAGUCAAGAUCAAGAAUCUCUCUAUCAAUUGACAUCCCUAACUUCUGAUUCGAUCAUUAUCGGAAUACUUUGCACUUCCUGCCUUACGAACUGUAUCGUCAAUCGUGUCCAUGCAUUGGCCUGUGUGCGACAAACUCUCCGUUUUUGGAGAUUCCAAUGCAAUCAGGUGGGAAAAAUUGCAAAUUUGUGGAAUGUUCCAGAAUUAGUGGAAGACUUGCGAAAGCAAAAUCGCAACAUUUUUUUCAAAAUUUCCAUCCUGCUCGUACUGCCGUUAGUUUUCAUAGCUAUUGACGCCUUGUGGGGUGUUGGGAUCCAAGAUGCGCAAAAUGGCAUGAUUAUUACGCCAGUAGCUGUCGUUUUAAUGGUGUCCGGUGGGAUAUUUUGGAUCUAUCUGGCCUACACUAAUGUGCUCUUGAAUAACUGGUUGACCUUUUUCGUUAGAAUUUACACUACAGUUUUGACCGGUAUUUUACGCGAGGUGGAUCAGCAUUCAGCACUCGAAAGUCUUUUUGUUAAUGCUGGUGCUGAGAGUAUCGGAAGUUUUAAUGAUGCAUCAGAUGCAUAUGAUAUUUUAAUAAAAUUGGUAGACGGUUUUAACGACUCGUUCGGAAUUAGGAUUCUAGUUGAAGUGGGGGUUUACAUAGUUUGGAUUUUGGGAUGCACAUAUUUUGCUAUGGUUGCUUGGAAGGUGGGAAGGUUAUGUACUUGUGCAACAAACAUAUCCGCCUCAAUUUUAGCCAUGUACGCGUUAUAUAAUUAUGGAAAUCAUGGAGAAUUGUUGAGUCAAAAAAGGAUUUUGCUAAUGAAGAAAUUGAGUCAGAUACGGACACAAAAUCUUGGAAGGAUGGAGUGUGAAGAGGUUAAAUCGUUACUCCGAAAAGUGAAAAAUUGUGACCUCAAUAUUACGGCUGGGCACUUCUUUGUCCUGCAUCGCACCUUUGUACUUUCAAUAUUGUCGGUCCUGAUGACUCUUCUCAUUGUCAUGACCCAAUUCAGAGAUAAGGAUGAGACACAAAAGUAUGGAGUUCGGAAUAAUUUUAAUUUUUCUUUUUAAUAAGUAGAACAAAUUAUUGCAAAAAUAAGAAAGUAUUAACAAAGUUCGUAUUACAAAUAAUUUAUCAACGAUUUUUAUAUAGAUAUUACGUAUAAGGUACCUUAUAUGAAAGUUGUUUAUUAUAACUUAUUCCUUAUACACUAUUGACGCCACCCCCCAAAUCAGCCCACGCCUCCCCCCCGUGCCAAAAUUCCGCUACCCAACCCACCCCCAUCUUAAACAGGAAGAUCGCCCCGGCCACCACGUAGGGCCCACCCCCGCCCCCCAAUCUGUGCCACCACGCCCACCUCUCCGUCCACCCGACCCGAAGUGCAACUUUCAAGACCACCCAUCCCACCACAAACACUUACACACCUAACCCCACACACUCUUUAAUUAAAGUGAAGUAUCACAAAUUAAAUCUUUUUUCUGUCCCCAAUCUCAAUUUUUAUUAAACUGUCUAGAGCUUACACCACACAAUUGCCCAACACACAUUUAAUAUUAGAACUCUCCUUAGCUCAAUAUUAAAAAUACACACA